Larimichthys crocea (large yellow croaker) is the source of this 841-nucleotide messenger RNA. RefSeq names its product ALG14 UDP-N-acetylglucosaminyltransferase subunit (gene alg14). The transcript has 4 exons. Bases 42 to 689 code for a protein of 215 amino acids. The record is from RefSeq and is a predicted model, not a curated record. Gene Ontology annotation, molecular function: N-acetylglucosaminyldiphosphodolichol N-acetylglucosaminyltransferase activity. Gene Ontology annotation, cellular component: UDP-N-acetylglucosamine transferase complex. NCBI's taxonomy places the organism in Eukaryota, Metazoa, Chordata, Actinopteri, Sciaenidae. Gene Ontology annotation, biological process: dolichol-linked oligosaccharide biosynthetic process.
CACUUGACCUGGUUUGGUCGUUCCGGGCUGCCGUAGCCGUCAUGGCGGUGCUGGUAGCUGUGUUAGCUGUGUUUCUUCUCUGUCUGCUGGUUCUUGUUCGGUUCUAUGCUGUUCUGAAAACUGGAUCCAAAUGUCGCCCCGGAACCAAAGGUCCGGUCGCUGUUCUCAUCGUUGCGGGUUCAGGUGGUCACACCUCAGAGAUCUUACGGCUGAUGGAGUGCCUCAGUGCAGCCUACACACCUCGACACUAUGUUAUCGCUGACACGGACAAGAUGAGUGAGGAGAAAAUCUGCGCCUUUGAACGUUCGAAACCUCCCUCACACUCUGAAUCACAGUUCACCAUCUGUCGGAUCCCACGGAGCAGGGAGGUGCAUCAGUCCUGGUGUUCCUCUAUUAUCAGCACCCUGAACGCCCUGCGCUACUCUCUCCCUCUGGUGUUCAGACUCAGACCUGACAUGGUGCUCUGUAAUGGCCCGGGGACCUGUGUUCCCUUAUGUGUGGCAGGACUCCUGCUUGGAAUUCUGGGAAUGAAGAAAGUCCUGAUAGUUUACGUUGAGAGUAUUUGCCGGGUGCAGACGCUGUCACUCACAGGGAAAAUCUUGUACCCAAUAUCAGACUAUUUCGUUGUGCAGUGGUCCUCUCUGAGGGACAAAUAUCCCAAAUCCAUUUUCCUCGGAAGAAUAGUGUGAAAAUAUGUUACAUGUACGUCUAAAUCAUGUUUGUAAUUCCCAUGAUGAAAUGCUCUGUUUUUUACUGCUGUUAUCAUUUAACAAUCGUGUCUGUGUGACAUUUCACCACCUGAUGUUAUAUUUCAAAAAUAAAAACCUGUUUUUUAAGAUGC